UUCCAGUUAGUUCAACAAACUGUUUGCAAAGCAGCCUCCCGUCGCCGCCGCGCGCUCUGCUCCUCUCUGCUCCUUCAACUCGUGGAUUUAGUUUCUACCUUUCAUCAUCUGGGCAUGAGAGGCAUCCUCGCUGAUCGGUGUUUUCUGAUCAGCGAAUAAGAGCAUCCAGGAGCCGCAUUGGGUCUUUACUGAGGCUUUCUAAGGAGAAGCUGCCCGUCACACUCACACAGAGGAUCUGCUGCGCCUUGAGCCCAUGAAAAGAGGAGCUGGGGAGAAAAGCAGGACAAACAAUCACCAAUUUCACCUGAACACAGAAGAAAAACAAAGAGAUCCGCAUGGGGCAAGGAGAGGCUUCAGCUCGGGGGACAACCAUGGAGGGGGACUGUCUCAGCUGCAUCAAGUACCUCAUGUUUGUCUUUAAUUUUCUCAUCUUUCUGGGAGGCUCCUUCCUCCUAGGAGUGGGGGUGUGGGUGCUAGUUGACCCCACAGGAUUCAGAGAAAUCGUAGCCGCUAACCCUUUGCUGUUCACUGGAGUCUACAUCAUCCUGGGCAUGGGAGGGAUGCUCUUCCUCCUGGGCUUCCUGGGCUGCUGUGGAGCCAUUCGUGAGAACAAGUGUCUUCUCCUUUUUUUCUUCAUGCUCAUCCUGCUGAUCUUCUUAGCAGAGCUGGCUGCUGCCAUCCUUGCCUUCAUUUUCCGAGAGCACCUCACCAGAGAGUACUUCACCAAGGAGCUGAAGAGUCAUUAUCAGGGCUACAACAACAGUGACGUCUUCACAUCCACAUGGAACGCCAUUAUGACCACAUUUGACUGCUGUGGAGUGAACAGCCCAGAGGAUUUUAAGGACAGCCUGUUCAGGCUGAACAACCAGAAUCACAUGGUGCCAGAAGCCUGCUGCCAGCGCGUCCUUGUGAACGGAGAGAGAGUCUAUAGCAGCCAGGAGCAGUGCUUAUCAGGCAAUAUGAUGUUCCGCUAUAACAAGGGCUGUUACUCUGCCGUGGUCGACUACUUUGAACUAUACAUCUACGUUGCUGGAGCCCUGGCUAUUGUAGUGCUAACCAUUGAGCUUUUUGCCAUGGUUUUUGCGAUGUGUCUCUUCCGGGGCAUCCAAUAGAAGUGCUUCGUUUGCAAACUUCUUUUUUUCUUGAACAAAAAGGGAAUUCAGGAGAAGAAAGAACAGAAGCGGACAUUUGUACAUUUGUGGAUCUUCUUUUUCUUUAUUGUCUAAUUGUUUUUUGUUUUGUUUUUUAAAGUACUUCACAGCUGGACUUUUGAGGUACUGGGUGACAAACAGAAAAGCAGACACAGAAACCACUUCAAAAGUUUCAGAUUGGUAGAAUAAUUGGUGGAAGCAGUAAUUAGUGGACCAGGUCUGGCACAGACUGGCUGUAAAGCAGGCCGAGGAGGAAGACCGGGUGAAGCCUGAGCAGAAGGCACUGCACUGACUUUUGGAUGAAGAAUAUUUAUAUAAAGUUGCGCUGGCUUAAAGGAAUGGUACACCCAAAACAUGAUUAGCCUUCAUUUUCCACUCACCCCCAUGCUGAACAACACU
Cyprinodon variegatus (sheepshead minnow) is the source of this 1550-nucleotide messenger RNA. It is a transcript of the gene tspan18b, whose product is annotated as tetraspanin 18. Gene Ontology annotation, cellular component: membrane. The transcript has 9 exons. The record is from RefSeq and is a predicted model, not a curated record. The coding region runs from base 336 to 1112 and encodes 258 amino acids. Lineage: Eukaryota; Metazoa; Chordata; Actinopteri; Cyprinodontiformes; Cyprinodontidae.